UACUGCAUGUGACUAACUGGUGUUUCUGCUUUGAACAGACUUCAAGAAGCAGCUAAUGGGACGGAUGUUCUGCAACUUGACUAACUCUGAUGUGUGUGUGUGUGUGUGUGUGUGUGUGUGUGUGCGUGCGUGCGUGCAUGUGUGUGUGUGUUCGUUCCUACAGACUUUGAAGAGCAGCUGUAUGACACCAAGUUAACAGGCCAGACGUUCCGCCACCCCACAGUGUCUUCCCAGAGUUCUGACGAUACGUCCACCACCCUGAGUCGUUCCCCUAUCUCCCUCAACAACAAGAGACCUGAAUUCAUCUUCCUGCCGGCGUCUAAGAGGCAGGUGUGUGAGGAGGAUGAUACCUCCUCAGUAGGAAUCAAUAGGGGUGUAGACCAGUCCCCUCUCCAUCACCCUGUGGUUCAGAUCGCCCUCUGGUGGUGUGGAGUAGUACCUCUCUAGGACCCCCGUGGCCGAGAAACCCCGCUGGCACCUGGGACAACGGACACCCGCUCACCUGCUGCCCUCGACGUCACAGGUGAGGGUAAAAUCCUGGGCGUAGACCUCCUCCAGGGCUCCUGUUCCCCCUCUCUGUCCGUGGGCUGCGGCGUCACCGGUCAGCCCCGGUCUCUGGAGCCCGUCUCAGACACCCCUGUCCAGCACCUUACCCUGAGGAAGACCCACAGUGACCUGGAGCCCAGCCUCAGCCUGCCCCAGUCCCCCCGGAUGCCCCCUCCUACUCUGGGCACCAUGGACCACUCUGCUACCCUUCUCUGCUCCAACUCCCCGUCUCAGUCCUGGAACGGCCCUAAAGGCUCUACCUUCUCUCCUGGAGUCUGGAGUGAGGCCUAUAGUUAUAAUUUAGCUCCCAAUCUGCUAGGGAAGGGACCGGCAACCAUGCCCAAAACGGUGGGGAUGGUUGGGGGGGUAGGGGGGCAGGGUGGAGGGUUGAUGUGCCCCUCUCAGACCAGUUUGGGACUCUCCGGGAGCUCGGGGUCACAGUCUCACUCUAGUUCGUUCACGUUGAUAUCGGAGCCGUCCGGUCUCAGGCACCCGGUAACCAUGGUUAUGAUGACGGGGAGGCGGAGCGAGACAGAGGGCGCGGCGGCUAGCCCCGCAGGGGGACAGAUGGGGUCAGAAAGAGGGGUGGGAGGAGGAGAAAGGGGGGAGAGGUCGGCACAUUCCAUCGCUGCGGCCAACGCAUUCAAGUUCCGCGAGCGCUCUCUCUCCACGCCGACAGACUCCGGUUCGUUCUGCUCCACAGAUAACGUCAGUGGCGGGAUGUACAGUGUCACAGGAGCCGGUAACGGGACGAACGGGGGUGUUCCAACAGAAAUGCACAGCCACCACCACUAUCAGCUCCGUGGUGAGAGCGGGGAGAGCUACGCCCUCCUGUAUCCCAGCGGGAGCUCCGAGGACGGUAGCGCCAGCGUCGACAACAUCUCCGUAACCGACGGCAACUUCCCCCAGGACGAUCGCCUACGGUUACGCUCUCGCUCCAUCUCGCUAAAGAAGUCCAAACACAAACCCCCUCCGCCCGUCCGGAGCGUCUCGCUCAUGAAGAAUUUAGGGGACGCCGAUGGGCGUGUGCACGGCCGUGACAGGGGUCACUACAGGGAAGGACGCCCCAAAUCCCUCCACAUCCCACGGGAACACCUCCAGGACUUCCAGCCAGACUUUCUCCUACCUGCCUCCUCCUGCCUCUCCAAGCCUGAUCUGGAGGAUCCCGAGCUGGGCUACGGCGGGAUGGACGGGCCCCCUGGCCUGGAGGUCCAGGGACCCAGCAACACAGAGCUGUCCUCCCCAGCCCACUGGCAGCUGGGGGAGUGGAAGUCUUCUGAUCCCUACCAGUCAUGGUCCGGGUCUAGCACCGCCACAGGGACUACUGUCGUAGACUGUAUGAAGGUUCGAGGCAGUUCAGAGUCUCUCCUGGAAUCCCCGUCUACCUCCCGAGCCUCCUCUCCCUCCCUCCUCUCCAUCGAGUCGACCAAAGCCUCCUCCCCCUUCAAGCCUCCAGGACUCAUGUCUCCUUCCAGCGGCUACUCUAGCCAAUCAGAGACACCCACGCCCAUCACCCCCUCCAAUCAGGUCGCAGGAACAACACAAGGGCCCGCCUCCACAUUGGGGUGUAAGAUGCGCCCCAAAAUCCCUGAGAGGAAGUCUUCGCUGCCGGUGACCUCGCCGCGUGACCCAGCCGCCCGGUCGAGGCUUUCCUUCGAGAUGCCGGUUAACGCUCAUCUAGACUUGUCCUCCAUCAAACCGAAACAGAAGGCCAGCAGGCGUCAUUCUGACACAUCCACUGCAGCCAAGCCCGGUAAACUGAGUUCCGGCAGUCAAUCAUCUCUCCCCGUGGUGACCACGAACGAGAUCCGGAACAUCCGCCUGCGUUCCGUCUCCCGUACUGACCUGGAGGACUUCCCAGACGGAGCCUCUGAUGACAUCAUCGAGGAGGAGCAGGGUCUUGACCUUUCCCCCCCGCCUGUCCACCUUGGUGUCAACUCCAUCGGGCCCCUAGUUCCCUCCAAACCCAAGCCUCUGGUCGCGGUGAAACCCCCGUUACCCAAACGGCCCUUCAACCUCCUCCUCAAGUGCCCCUCCUCCUCCCCCAUUGCCUCCGACUCCCCCCCUGCCUCCCCCAUUGACCCUACCCGGCCCAUGCCCAACCCCAGCAUUUACAUGGUGGUAGGUAGGAAGCCCAAGCUGAAGAAAGCCUUCCCUCACACCCCCACCAGUCCCUUUAGACCCCAGGAACAUCCCCAAACCUUCCCCCUCCACUACCCCCAGAGCCUCUACGAUGCCCCCUCCUUCCCCCACACCCAGUCCCUGUACGAUCUGCCUCCUCUCCCCCUGCCCCAGCCCCUCCUGGAGGAUCCCUCCAUGGAGCCGGAGUUCAACCCUGACUUGGAGCUCCGUCUUGGGCCUGAGGAUGGAGGGUCUCUCCCCUCUCCCUGCAGUAACCAGGAAGUGCUGGAGACUCAGGAUAAGAGCACGUCUCUACCUAGCAGGAUGACCAUAUCCUGUCUGGCUGAAUUGGACAAGAAGAAACCCAAGGUUCCUCCACCAGUUCCCAAGAAGCCCAACAGUCUCCUUUUCCCCUCCAUCUCCACCACGGUGCAUUCCAACGGUACCACCGACAGACAGGGAACACAGAUGGACGGCCCAGCCGCUCUCCGCUCUCCUGUUGGAGCGUUCCCACCUGAGGAGAUUCCCGGUAAAGAGGAAAACCAGGAAAACCACCUGGGAACAGAUGAGGAGAGCUCAAUGGAGUCUUCAUUGCAGGAUUGUUCUCUUACAGACCUGGAAGGGAGGAUGGCCACUGUAGAGAUAGGGACAGGUGAUGAUGCAGUGGAGGAGAACUUUGAGCAGAGUAGUUUGGACUUUAGUGUUAAAACGGAACUCCACAUCACAGAGGAAACGGAUGAUGAUGUCGGUGGACACACACCCAACACACCCAACAUGGAGGACCUCUUCACCAAAAUACACAGGUACGCCAACAAACACACCCAACACACACAACAUGGAGGACCUCUUCACCAAAAUACACAGGUUGGGCCAAUGAAGUGUCGUCCGCGAGCUGGACCGCAGGUGGAGCCCAGGUCAGGUUGGAGGUCCCCCCCCACUGUGCUUGUGCUUCACUGGGGAGACCAGACUCUGGCGGCUACUCGAAUGAGUCCCCUGUUCUUUACGACCCAGACUAUUAUCUCUUUCGACUGA
Salvelinus sp. IW2-2015 is the source of this 3699-nucleotide messenger RNA. The record is from RefSeq and is a predicted model, not a curated record. Lineage: Eukaryota; Metazoa; Chordata; Actinopteri; Salmoniformes; Salmonidae.